Trachymyrmex septentrionalis is the source of this 2082-nucleotide messenger RNA. RefSeq lists its product as uncharacterized. The annotation marks the transcript as partial. Gene Ontology annotation, cellular component: plasma membrane. The transcript has 12 exons. Gene Ontology annotation, biological process: detection of chemical stimulus involved in sensory perception of smell; sensory perception of smell. The record is from RefSeq and is a predicted model, not a curated record. Lineage: Eukaryota; Metazoa; Arthropoda; Insecta; Hymenoptera; Formicidae. Gene Ontology annotation, molecular function: odorant binding; olfactory receptor activity.
UCUAAAACAUGAAUUUCAAAUAUUUGAAUAGGGGUGUAAUUUGUUUGCCAUAGGAACUAUUUUCCGUAGAUAUGUCUCUGAAUAUAGCAUCAUACGAUGUUAAAAUAUAACACAAUUCUCUUUUGGAAUAUUGCAGUGCUAAUGUUUAGCUUAAUGUUGAUACUUUUAUUAAUACCAUUAACACCAAUAUUGCUAGACGCUGUGAUGCCCCUUAACGAAUCACGUCCGCGAUUCUUUGCGAUUGAAGUUGAGUUCAGAGUGAAUAAAGAUGAUUACUUUUUACCAAUUUUAUGUUAUACAACUGUAGCAGUUCUGGUAGGUGCAAACGUCGUGAUGGGCGUUGAUGCAAUGCAUAUCGCAUGCACCGCUCAUGCGUGUAGUUUAUUUGCCGCUGUCAGCAAACGAAUCGAGAAUCUAAUUUCGAAAGCGAAUAACAAUAAAGAAAGUAGCAAAUGUAGAUAUCGUAUGAAUAUGGAACUUGAUCCAUUACAUGAAAAAUUAAUGUAUAGAGAAUAUAUAAUAUGUUUAAAGAAACAUCAACUUGCUAUAGAGUUUGUUAAUACAUUGGAAUCAUCAUAUCAAGGACUUUCAUUACUUCUAUUAAUCUUGCUUGUUGGAACUAUAAGUUUGAUUGCAACUCGAAUCAUUUAUGUAUUAGAUCAAGCGGAAGAAGUAAUAAAAUUCACAUUUAUAUUCACAGCAUGUCUAAUGACCUUACUGAUUGUAUGUUACUCCGGUCAGAGAUUAAUGGACGAGAGUCAAAGUAUAUUCCAUCGAUCAUGUGCUGCAGAAUGGUACAAGUUCUCGCCUAGACUAAAAUCUUUAUUAAUAAUAACUCUUUACAGAAGUAAUGUACCAUGUGGAUUGAAAGCAGGUAAUAUGGUUCCAUUAUCCAUUGCGACUUUCGCAGCGGUAAGUAAAAUGCGUAAAAAUAUAAAGCUAUUUUUAACAAUGCUGUGUGUGCAUGCGUGUGUACAUGCGAGCGUAUGUACGUGUGCGUAUGCAUGUCAAGUAUUAGUCAUGCUAGCGAAUUUUCUGCGAGAGUACAACGUAAACCGAGUAUUUUUAUCGAUCUCAGGUCUCUGGCUGUUUCAAAGUAAGAAUGUAAAAAAUUCAUUACGGACUGUCUGCUUGCUAAUGGAAAUAAGUUAUUAUCCGUUUGAGAUACUACUGCUGUAUGAUCAUUGGGGUAAUCCACAAAUGGUUUUCGAUGCCUGCUAUCAAUUUAUUUUCACGACUGCUUUUAUCGCAAGAGUAUUGCAUAAUAUUUGGAAUCAGGACAGAUUGCAACAGUUGUGUAUAGCCAUUGAUAAACAUUGGGACAUAUUUACAAGUGAUGUAGAAGUUCGAAUCAUGAAAGAUUACGCUAUGCUGUCACGAAGGUUCACAAUAGUUUUCUCGACGCUAUUGUUUUGCAUACUGUUAAUAUUUGUGACAAUACCAUUAAUACCAGUAUUGUUAGACACAGUGUUACCUCUUAAUGAAUCACGUCCGCGAAUUUUUGCGAUUGAAGUUGAAUUCAGAGUGAAUAAAAAUGAUUACUUUUUAAUAAUGUUUUGUUACACUACCAUUGUAGUUAUAAUAGGUUUGAACAUUUCAAUUGGUGUUGAUACAAUGCACAUGGCCUGCACCGCUCAUGCAUGCAGUUUAUUUGCUGCUGUCAGUAAACAAAUUGAAAAUAUAAUUUCCAAAGCUUAUAAUAACAAUAAAGUCAGCAAAUAUGGAUAUCGUGUAAAUAUGGAACUUAAUCCAUUUAAUGAGGGAAUAAUAUAUCGGGAAUAUAUAAUAUGUUUAAAGAAACAUCAGCUUGCUAUAGAAUUUGUUAAUAUAUUGGAAUCAUCAUUUCAAGGGCUUUCAUUGCUUUUAUUACUAUUAAUUCUUGGAAAUAUAAGUCUAAUCGGAGUCCGAGUAAGUAUUAUAAAAAUUAUUUCUAUAAAAUAUAUAUCCCGAAGAGAUAUUUUAGAGAAAUAUGCUGCAGAAUGGUACAAAUUUUCGCCUCGAUUAAAAUCUUUGCUGAUGAUGACCCUUUACAGAAGUAAUAUUCCAUGUGGAUUGAAAGCAGGUAAUAUGAUUCCGUUAUCC